Molecule: messenger RNA, 1942 nt
Organism: Hylaeus anthracinus
Lineage: Eukaryota; Metazoa; Arthropoda; Insecta; Hymenoptera; Colletidae
Product: larval cuticle protein LCP-17-like
Exons: 4
Coding region: 1197-1592 (131 amino acids)
Cellular component (GO): chitin-based extracellular matrix
Molecular function (GO): structural constituent of chitin-based larval cuticle
Source: RefSeq, a predicted model, not a curated record
GGUUUCCAUUGACGCGUUUCCUUGUGUUGACAAGCUCCCACUUUCUCUCUGUCUCCCUCUCUUUCGCUUUCCCUCGUUUGUUCUCUCGUAUUCUGAUUCAUCUUCUUACCUCCUCGAUCGUUAUUCCACUCUUCCUUUCUAUUAGGUACAGUGAGGUGCAGAAGUAUUCUCACUCUCUCAAUUCCUGGCCUUAGGCAGGUGGUAUCCUUUUAGGACAAAUGCCGGAGGGUUAUUAAACGCAAUUAAGGUUUCAAUUGAUUUCGAGUUCUUGAAACGUAACAACAAUUUAAAUAAAGUAGGAACACAGCUGUUCUAAGCACAGUUGUGGUGCUUAGGACGUUAAAUAAUCAUGACUAGGUAAAAACUGAGGAUUUUUAGUCAAACUAAAAUCCAUCUGUAUGAAUGGUUCGUUUAAAUCACAGCUGCAUGAUUAUAAAAUAAAUAUGUUCUUAACGACGCUUUGAUGAGGAACGGUAUUUUCCGGUGAAGAUUUUCCAGGUGUUUAAGAAGAUGAAAAUUUGCUGGCAACGAGCCUGGGGAGUGUGAAGGAUGAGCUAGAGUUUCAUAAUCCAGCCGAGAAGUUUCUGGACGGUAAUGUGCGAAGUGCGCUGUUGGGCGUCGUCGAGCAGCUGUAUGGGUCGUCUUCUAUCGACUCGUGCUGGCUAUAUUUGAUGAAAUUUCCUGUGCCAUCUCGUACAAGUGUGCCAAAGAUAAACAGGAGGGUCUAAUAGAGGGGCACACCGAACACUGACCGCAGUACAGACGCGCGACGUCUCGUCAACGUAUAGCACAGUGUCCCAGCGACAUGAAGUUUCUCGGAUAGGAGCACGCAUUUGCAUCGUCUCGACGAUCUGUGGUCGAAGCAGCUUCCUGCAACUUCGUUUUGAUGCAGAAGACCACCAGAUGAAGCCACGACCUCGGCAUUCUGAUUCGCGCGCGACUACUAUUUUGGCAUUCCCGAAUCGCGUGCCGGGAUCAUCCGAAAAAUUUGAAGGUGUCCACCGCAGAGUGGGGGAGAAAGGGCGGAGGGGGAUUAAAUAAGGCAUCGCCUUGUCCGAAAUUCGUCGAAUGUUCAGGUGAUGGAUAUAUAAAGGGACCCUGUGCACGAUACAUCGAGUCAGUGCAACGAGAAGCUCUUGUGGAAGAAUCACAUACCUUUUCAACCAGUAACCAAAAAAGACACGAGAAGCAUCGUCAUGAACGGAUUGGUGAUCGUCCUCUUCGCCCUCGCAGCCGUGGCGUCCGCGCUCUCUCCAAUCUCCGUGGAGGUCCCAAUCCCAAUCCUCAGACAGACAGCGGAAGGCCCCAACCCAGACGGCAGCUACAGCUUCAAUUAUGAAAGCGCGAACGGCAUCCAGGCCCAGGAAGUCGGCUUCCUGAAGGCAGCUGGCACCACUGCCGAGGCCCUGGAGGCUCAAGGUGGCUACACCUACACAGCACCCAACGGUGAGGUGGUCCAGGUGAACUACGUCGCCAAUGAGAAUGGAUUCCAAGCCCAGGGUAGCCACAUCCCACCCAUUCCGCCCCAGAUCCUCAGGGCUCUCGAAUACAUCGCCGCUCAUCCUGAAGAGAACGACCUCAGCUCUAAAUGAGCCGCCUAGACGUAUCGACCUCGAUACGGAAAGAAAGUCUCCAAGCUUCUUCAAGGUGGUUCCUGAGUCAAAACUUUCAGUGAAGAAGUCCUAAAGCACAACGGACCCGUAAAGCUUCGAAGUUCAACUUUCCGUUUCGGGGUUAUGCUUACAUUUAUACGAGUACCUUGAUAUCCACUUGUUAUUUCAUUAUUCAAAAUUGUAAGGAGUGUUGAGGAGGUUUUGUAAAUAAAGUGUAUGUUGAUACUUUUGUGUUGAUUACUGGAGAUGUUUUUGUGGAGGGAGUUUGUUGUGAAUCUUAAGAGGCUUCAGCUUGAGGGCUAGGUGAGUCUUUGUUUGUUGGUCUUUUA